This is a messenger RNA of Lepisosteus oculatus (spotted gar), 1881 nucleotides long. Lineage: Eukaryota; Metazoa; Chordata; Actinopteri; Semionotiformes; Lepisosteidae. The record is from RefSeq and is a predicted model, not a curated record.
GCAACCACCUCAGGACCACCUGGGCCACCAGUCAGGGGGUUGUCAGUUCAUCGUGAAAAAAAAGUCGACCAGCGACGAAAGCGUCGUCACACAUUCCGGAAUGAAGGCAGGCCGGCGACAGCCAGGUGUCGGAGACGCGCGGUGUGAGGUCCACGCCUUGCUCUGAACUCGACCUCACAUUGUGCCGGCCUGCCCCGUCACCCCCACGGGCGAGGGACGGGAGGGUUUUACUUUCGCGUGCACCGGUCUGAAGCGAAAUACUGCCAUGUCAUGUUUCCCGAGAACCCCACCCCUCCCCUCGCCGAGAAUGGAUCGAGCCAGAUGUGCGCCAGGCAGCGGGAGCGGAGACGCGCACUGCCGCCGCCGGAGCAGAGCGGCGCAGCUCUCGGUGUGAACGGACCGGGAGGGAGGGUCUGGCCUGUGGUUAAAAAACAACACACACACACACGCACGCACACACAGACGGACGGACGAAACUGAAAGUCCUGUCCUGGGGAUAAAUUCAAGAGAAGAGGAAAAUUCAGCUUGCUGGGUUACUGAAGAAGAAGAAGGAGGAGGAGACUCCAGCGCGAAUGUAGGGAAGCUGCCGGCUGUAGGUGCGAAAGAACUGAGUCUGAGGGCUGAGCGACCUCAAUCUGACUGACAUGACCCAUCUGGAAGUCUCAGAAUAAUUUGGCUGGUGUGUAUCAAAGAAGUUAUUUCUUUUCUACUCAAAAGAUGCAGAAGCAGCAGCAGACCAGGACGUCUCCGGGGAGUGUGGGCUCCAACCGGGGCCCCAGUGUGCCUGGCUCUCCAGCCGCCACCAUCAUGGCCAAAAUGGAUAACCAGGUGAUAGGAUACAAGGACUUGGCAGCCAUUCCCAAAGACAAAGCGAUACUGGACAUCGAGCGACCGGACUUAAUGAUCUACGAGCCCCACUUCAACUACUCUGCCCUGGACCGGACAGAACUGCCCAGGAGCAGAGAGAGAUCCAUGUCCCCGCACUCGAUAUCUCCCCCGCCCUCCCCAGAGAACUUCCUGUCCAAGGAGUCCCGGGAAUCACUGGAUCAGAAAUCCCCCGGCACCGUCUCCAUGGCGUCCAGCGUUCAGACGCGCCGGGUCAGCACCGGCUCGGCCAAGGGAGCCAUGCAGCACUUUCACAGACCAGACAACGGUACCAACAUAUACAAGAAACCCCCCAUCUACAAACAAGGAGACGUCUCCGGCUCGGUCCCGCACAGCAAGCACAUCGAAGAUCUCAUCAUCGAGUCGUCCAAGUUCCCCGCCGCCCAGCCGCCGGACCCCAGCCAGCCCUCCAAGAUCGAGACGGACUACUGGCCCUGCCCCCCGUCCCUCGCCGUCGUGGAGACGGAGUGGAGGAAGAAGGCCUCGCAGAAGAAGGACAAGCGAGAGGAGGGAGAAGAGGAGGCGGAGGAGGGGGACGAGGCAGACCUGUCGGAGGACAUGAAGAGGCUGCGGCAGCUGCAGAGGCAGGAGCUGGAAAAGAUCCAGUCGAACCUGGGCAAACUGAUCCUGAAGGAAGAGAUCGAGAAGUCGAUACCCAUCCGGAGGAAAACCCGCUCGCUUCCCGACAGGACGCCUUUGCACUUGGGACCCUCGUCCGUGGCCUCCAAGUCCACCUCUCUCCCAGUGUGCAGCAGGACCAGCCUCACCAGGCUGCAGUCCGCAGAGUUCUCGUCACCAGACAGCGACAAGAGUGGCCAAGGUUUGCAGAACGGAGACUCACAGAGGGGGAGAAUGGAUAGAGGGAACUCGCUGCCAAGCAUGCUGGAACAGAAGAUUUAUCCCUAUGAAAUGCUGAUUGUCACCCACAGGGGGCGCAGUAAGCUGCCACCUGGAGUUGACCGGACAAGGCUGGAGGUAUGAAGAAGGAGCACAUUU